Capronia epimyces CBS 606.96 is the source of this 882-nucleotide messenger RNA. RefSeq lists its product as uncharacterized. Gene Ontology annotation, biological process: mycotoxin biosynthetic process. Bases 1 to 882 code for a protein of 293 amino acids. The transcript is spliced from 4 exons. The record is from RefSeq and is a predicted model, not a curated record. Lineage: Eukaryota; Fungi; Ascomycota; Eurotiomycetes; Chaetothyriales; Herpotrichiellaceae.
AUGGCAUUCCGAGCGAGCGACGAAAGCCGAUAUCCCAUGCUUUCCAAUAGAAGAUCCGAAGACGAAGAGGAAGACGAAUUCGAGGAUCAAGACAUUGAAGAUCACCGGUCCGAUGUCAGCAAAGGUUCUUCAACCACGUUAUACGAAAUCACCGGAUUGAAACAGAAACAGAAACCGUCGUCAAUCUCCAGUCGGGCAAGCCAAAAAGACAGGUUGACUUGGAUACGGUGGGCCGCUAUGGUGGUAUUGCAGAGCUUGAUUAUUUUGUUACUGUUGGGCCGAGACAUGUGGCCCAGCAGGGGAGAAAGAGAUAGAGAAACGGACCCGGUGUUGAAGGGAAAGGUGGUCGAGACGGGAGGAGAUAUCAAUGGACUCUACAAGACAGUAUCACACACAUAUACCUUCUUGAAGCCCGAGGCUGAGAAAUUCAUUCCGAACAUGACAACCAAUGAAGAUCGGAUGACGGUGCGGAGGAACUGGGAUCUGUUGAUGCCUUUGGGAAGCGGCAGUGUGGCAAUCCCCGAAUAUCGCGAUCACCCUCUGCUUGGAGACCCCAUCACGGACGAUCCGAUCCGGUCGGGUCCGAUCUUUGAAGCUUCGUGGACGCACGCACUACAUUGUUUAUAUUACAGUGUCGACAGUUACCAUCAGCUCAUCGUCAAUGGGCGCAGUGACUUUGACAACCCCGUGCAUGCAACGCAUUGUUUUGAAUACCUGAGGAACAGCAUCCUGUGCAACCUCGACAUGACGCUGGAAGGCUCCAUGUCCACCCCUGCCGACAAAGACAAGGGCCAGCCACAUGUCUGUCGGAACCGACAGGAAGCCAUCGACUGGAUAGAAGCCAGGAGACUAGAUGAUUUACAGGAUAUUGUCGGGCCAUGA